AUUUACCAACUCACACUUUUUUAUUUAUCUAUUUAGUUAUUGUUCACCAACAUUAGGUAAAGAUUUUACAAGAGAGCGGUGGCGAUUGAGAAACUAGAAAAAAUCGCUAACUAACAACCAAUGACGAUUUGGGUGCGUUGAAGAAAGGUAAAAGAAAGUUGAUGAUCUCUGUCUAGUUAAUCCAUAUGUGGAUCAAACAGAACUUCCUCGGCAAAACUCUGGAGAUGGUUUUUUUUUUGUGAUUCAAAGGGUUAUAAGAUAUCGGCAACUAUGUUGCCAUAUCUGGUCAAAAAAAUCAAUGAUGAUGUUCAUGAAAGUCAUUGGUAUUCUAUUAGUUGGUUUGAUGUCAAAGAUGUCGUGGGAGACGUUCGAAUUGGAUUUUAUGAUAACAGAAUCGAGAUUCUUCCCGACACAAUUAUUAAAACUCCAUGGGAAUCUUCUAAUUACUCAUCUCUUCAUUGCAUCAAUUUCUAUGAUAUCUUGACGGGUGCUUGUGACUCUCGAUAUUUGGUUGAUGUUAUGUUGUUGGAGUUGUUCCCAGUGUACUUGAAGCUUAAUGAUCAUUAGAGCUUGGGAUAGUUUGCUAUCGCAUGUGGCCGGUUUGAGAUGGUGUUUCCGUUGAUAGUUUUGAGUUUAUUAUCGUGUUUAAAAAACUUGGUUAAUUUUUAAUCUGUAUUGUAUAAUAAACCUUAUUAUUCUAUUUGUAUGUUAUUUCGAGUGUUUUUUGUAUGAUCAAACUUAAAACUUCUAGCAUGUGUUAUAAAUUCGGUAUGUCUAUAUUCUAAUAGGUUAUUAAUUCG
Messenger RNA from Thlaspi arvense, 800 nucleotides. Lineage: Eukaryota; Viridiplantae; Streptophyta; Magnoliopsida; Brassicales; Brassicaceae. The record is from the annotation of a GenBank genome assembly.